Magallana angulata is the source of this 2759-nucleotide messenger RNA. RefSeq lists its product as uncharacterized. The record is from RefSeq and is a predicted model, not a curated record. The coding region runs from base 25 to 1515 and encodes 496 amino acids. Gene Ontology annotation, molecular function: zinc ion binding. NCBI's taxonomy places the organism in Eukaryota, Metazoa, Mollusca, Bivalvia, Ostreida, Ostreidae. The transcript has a single exon.
UCUUCGUUUAUUUUAAAGAAAAUCAUGGCGUCUGCUAAACCUAAAAGUUUCAAGGCCUGGGCUCAGGAACAUGUACUGAUAUGCGAAGAACACACUUUACAUAUUGAUAUCACAUGUGAGGAUUGUGAAAAGUUUAUUUGUUCUAAAUGUGCAAAAACAGACCACAGGGACCACGACUGGAAUACCAUCGCAACAGCAGCGAUUCUUAUCAGAAGAGACUUAACAAAUCGACUGUGUAAAAUUGACGAUGAAUAUGUGAAAGAAAUUUACGAGGAAAUACAAAAGGUAUCAAUGCAAAUAGAUGAAAACCAAAUAUGUUUUGAUUCUGACAUUUCAAAUCUAAACGAGCAGUUUUUGUCAAUUUUCUCAAAACUUCAUGACAUUAAGAAAGAAUACGAAAAAUUGUUAAAGGAAAAUUUCGAAAGAAAACAAGAAGAAUCAAAGAAGGUAAAAUCAAAUCUGGAAAGGAAACACAAAGAAUUGAUUAAACUCGUAAACUUCAUUGAAGAAAAACAUAGUACUAUGUCGGAUUUGAGCUUGAUUGACAACUUAAGAGACUUGACCAAACUGAUAAAUAAUAGAGAAAAUAACAUUGGUUUGCAGAAAGAAAAUCAUUUAGUGAGGUACAAUUAUGGUCACAUCAGGGAUGACUUGUUGAAGUCAAUGAUGGGACAUGCUUUUUGUUCGGAGACCAUAGCUUUAACCGAGACUGAUUCAUUUAAACACAGUGAUGAAUCGAUCCUUGAUUGUGAAGUACUCGAUGAAGAUACAUUUUUGGUAUUGGAAUUAAAUCAUAUUGAACGCGUAAAAAAAGGUGAGAGAGAGAGAUUCAAUCAAGAUGCUACUUGUUUGUGUGUGUCUAACAAUGGUGAUGUGUAUAUAACUAGUGAAAAAAAAAAUUCAAUUUUGAAACUGUCCACGUCAGGUUUGGUCUCUCCUAUGUUUAGUACUGCUCCACUAAAACCAGAAGGGAUCUGCCAGUCAAUAAAAGACGGACUAUUUAUUACAUUAAUUGAUGAUGAUUCAGAAAUCUAUCAUCUAGAAUGGCAUAGCAGACGUCUGGUCAGACACGUGACAAUGUCCGGUGUCGUCAUCCGUGAGUAUGAGUACCACGAAGACGGUCAUACCAGGCUGUUCACCUUGCCAGUGAGAAUAAAACAGAACGGUAACACAGAUAUAUGUGUACUGAACUGGACAAGUGAUGAUUCAAGCGAACUGGUCAUUCUGUCGUCAUCUGGAUGUCUCAAGUCUGUCUACCAGGGCCUGAACAAAUGUUCACUGACUGAUGUGGUGUGUGACGCGUAUUUUAACAUUCUUGUUAGUGACAUGGAAUAUAGCCAAAUCCAUAUACUGAGUGCUGAUGGAAAAUUUCUUAAGUACUUAUUGAAAGAAAAUGAAGUGUACCGCCCAUUUUCACUGUCAAUGUACGAUUCAACACUAUGGGUUGGCGAUAAUUACGGGACUGUGAAAGUUUUCCAUUACGAAACAAGACAAUUGCAUCCUACUCAUACCUGAAAAAAGAGACUUUCUUUUUGGAGCAUUACAAUUUACACGCUUUUGGAUUUGUUCUUCUCUACUGAUUCACAUUUUAAAAAUUGUAUUCACUUUUCUCUCUGAAAACUGUAUGUCCGUUGCAUGUUUGUGUAAUUAUUGAUAAUAACUUCAUGGGUUUCUUUUAAAUUUAGAUAAUGUAUAUUAGAUGUAGAGUAAGGGACUCUCUGAACGGAACACAUCGUCACUUACUUGAUAAAUUGUAAAUGGUUUACUAAUUUCAGUUCAUUUUAUAAUGAACUGACAUUAUGUCAAAUAACCACUCAAGGGGCCUCAUUUACACAAAUGAAUUUAGGUUAUAGCAACUCCUAUGAUAAACAUGAAAAAUACAUGCUUACAAAAUAAUAAUUGUGGUUAUUUUAAAAUCUUUGAACAAUUAUUACCUGAGAAAAGUAGAAAAAAACCAUAUCUUUAUCAACAAACAUGUCCAGGAGAAUAUUCGCAAGCCCUGCAUUUUUUUGUUUACAGAACAUACGCAUAGUAUAGAAGGCUGAACCCCGCAACACGUUGCGAUAUAAAUAUGUGAUAGGUUAUACGUUAUUAUUAAUUUUAAUGAAACAAAUAGAUUUAUUUCAUGGAGAACUUUGUAAUUUUCUGAAAGUUUAUACAUUUAUGAGUAGUACAAAAAUACCGAACCCGAUCGGAUUUUUUUUUUCGUUUUUUUUUUAUAAGAUGCGCCGUACUGUGGCUUUAAUGUGAAAUUGCAUGCAGAAAUGGUGUAAUUAAAAAGUAUGUUUCCUCGUCUGUUGAUGUAAGAUAUAAUAAAACAAAUAAGGUGAAUUGCUUUUUACAAAUACUGUUCACCUUUAAGACAAUAUGAUUUCAAAGUUAUCUUUUUUUGUCUGUAGUCUCUUUUUAUAUGAUGAACUUUAAAUUAAUGUUAUUGUUCUGAUUAAAUAAAAUAUUUAGAUCUGCAUUAUACCAUCUUUUCAACUUUUCAAACUUCUCUGGCUCGAAACCAAAAAAGAGGACUUUUAAAAUACUUUGAUCAUGAUAUUUGUUAGAAUUUAUCAUUGCUAGUUUACCAAUUACCCUUUUAUUGGUUCUUAGUUGAAUAGUAUUUAAUUAUUCGACACCUAAUUUACUUCUACAAAAGCACAAUUUUCUGCAAUGAUAGAACACUGAACAACAAAUAUGAGGACCCUGUUUACUUAGUUUGCCAGUAAAAAUUUUACACAUUAAAAUAUAGAAAACGAAAUGAAAAAAGC